This is a messenger RNA of Vollenhovia emeryi, 2358 nucleotides long. RefSeq names its product bifunctional 3'-phosphoadenosine 5'-phosphosulfate synthase 2-like. The transcript is spliced from 7 exons. The coding region runs from base 339 to 2219 and encodes 626 amino acids. Gene Ontology annotation, biological process: 3'-phosphoadenosine 5'-phosphosulfate biosynthetic process; sulfate assimilation. NCBI's taxonomy places the organism in Eukaryota, Metazoa, Arthropoda, Insecta, Hymenoptera, Formicidae. Gene Ontology annotation, molecular function: sulfate adenylyltransferase (ATP) activity; adenylylsulfate kinase activity; ATP binding. The record is from RefSeq and is a predicted model, not a curated record.
UGGUAGCCUCUUGAGCGUGUCCCGGAAUUGUUGUCCCCCGGAAUACCGAUGAAAGUGACUUUCUUCAUACUUUCUCGCUUCUACCAGCAUCUUACGUUACAUACACAAGAUCAGUUUUCUACCGUCCGUCGCGCAUUUCAGACCCACCGUGUUUUCCGCUAAUGUAACUGAUGUACGAGGAUCGUUACAUAUAUAUGUGUUAUAUAUAUAUUGCAUUCUUAUAAAAAUAAUACUCUUGCAAAAUAACAAGAGUCACUGUUAGAUAUUACAAGUUGUCGCGUAGCACAGCUAAUAAAUAAAGAAAUAAAAAGAGGCAAGUUUGUGGAAAUCUUUAAGAAAUGGGAAUCUUUGUACGACCGAUUCUGGGAAUUUCGGAUUCCCCGAAGGAGAUGCAGGUAACAGCGAACAACGUGUUGUCUCAAGCGCAUCACGUGUCCAGAACGAAACGAGGACAAGCGAUCGGCUCCGUUCGGGGAUUUCGCGGAUGCACAAUUUGGAUGACGGGACUUUCCGGUGCCGGGAAGACUUCCAUCUCCUUUCAGCUUGAAGAAUAUCUCGUCUCUCAGGGGAUUCCCGCGUACAGCUUGGACGGCGACAACAUGCGCACCGGUCUGAACCGCAAUCUCGGCUUCAGCAAAGAAGACCGCGAGGAGAAUGUACGUCGCGUUGCUGAGGUCGCGAGACUCUUCGCGGAUGCUGGCAUCAUUGCCCUCUGUAGCUUCGUGUCGCCGUUCGCGGCGGAUCGGAAAAUAGCACGAGAAAUUCACGAGAACGCCAGUCUGCCCUUCUUCGAGGUGUUCGUCGACGCGUCCCUCCAGGUCUGCGAGGCUCGUGACGUCAAGGGGCUCUAUAAGAAGGCACGUCAGGGUAUCAUUAAGAGUUUCACCGGUAUCGACCAAAAUUAUGACAUACCUACCGAGCCCGAUCUCAUCGUUAACACGGAGAUGGCGACGGUUCAACAGUCCACCGACAUCGUCGUCGACUUUCUCCAGCGCAAACAUAUUAUACCAAAGGUGUACGAAUUUAAGCAAUCUUUUCUGGAGUUAUUCGUGAAGGAGGAUAGAUUGGACGAGGUCCGGAAGGAGAUGGAAACUCUCCCAACUUUGGAAAUUGGGAAGAUAGACGUGCAAUGGUUGCAAGUUCUCGCUGAAGGAUGGGCGGCGCCUUUGAAAGGAUUUAUGAGAGAGAACGAGUAUCUUCAAGUGCAGCAUUUCAAUUGUCUAUAUGAAAACGGCGUGCCGAUCAAUCAAUCGAUUCCCAUUGUUCUUGCUGUGAGCACCGCUGACAAAGAGCGCUGUUUCGAGGCGGCAGCGCUUGUCCUGAGAUAUCAGGACAAAGAUCUCGCCGUCUUGCGCAAUCCCGAAUUUUAUCUCCACCGCAAGGAAGAGCGUUGCUGCCGUCAAUUCGGCACAAAUAAUCCCGGGCAUCCCUACGUCAGAUUAAUCCGUGAUUCUGGCGACUGGCUGGUCGGUGGGGAUUUGGAAGUGCUCGAAAAGAUUAAAUGGAAUGACGGGCUGGAUCACUACAGGCUGACGCCUAGCGAGAUCAGGAUUAAGUGUCGGGAGAUUGGCGCCGACGCCGUUUUCGCUUUCCAACUGCGAAAUCCGAUACACAACGGACACGCGUUAUUGAUGCAGGACACCAGGAGACGUCUCGAAGAGUAUGGCUUUAAGAAACCAGUACUCCUUCUUCAUCCUUUAGGCGGGUGGACUAAAGACGACGACGUCCCCCUGCCGGUCAGAAUACAGCAGCACCAGGCAGUCCUCGAGGAGGGUGUCUUGCACGAGGACACUAUUCUCGCUAUCUUCCCUAGCCCUAUGUGUUACGCCGGUCCCACAGAGGUGCAGUGGCAUGCCAAAGCCCGUAUGAUCGCAGGAGCCAAUUUCUAUAUCGUCGGAAGAGAUCCCGCCGGCGUUCCUCACCCUGAUGCAUCCGCCACGCCGGACGGCAAUCUUUACGACGCCACUCACGGCGCGCGCGUCCUAUCACUGGCGCCGGGUUUGCAGAAUCUCGAAAUUAUUCCUUUCAGGGUAGCCGCUUACGACACCAAAGCGAAGAAAAUGUCUUUCUUCGAGGCCGAACGGCAGCAGGACUUCGUCUUUAUAUCCGGUACCAAAAUGCGCAAUCUGGCCAAAAAUGGUGAAGAUCCUCCCGAAAGAUUUAUGGCGCCGAAAGCAUGGAAAAUUAUCGCGAAAUAUUACCAAACUGCACACACGUAAUCGACAAGCAAACGGAAUAAGUAAAGUUUAUAUAUGUACAGUCUUACAUAACUGAUAUUGUAUAAAACAUUAUAGAUUUGAAUAACGGACAGUAAGAUAUAAUAAAAUAAAACAAAGUAUACACGUAUUGUAAAAAUAA